Messenger RNA from Cladophialophora immunda, 1678 nucleotides. RefSeq lists its product as uncharacterized. NCBI's taxonomy places the organism in Eukaryota, Fungi, Ascomycota, Eurotiomycetes, Chaetothyriales, Herpotrichiellaceae. Bases 825 to 1598 code for a protein of 257 amino acids. The transcript is spliced from 2 exons. The record is from RefSeq and is a predicted model, not a curated record.
UUGAAUACUUGUAUACUCGACAGUGGUUCGAGAAACUUGUUGCGAUUUCCCCGUGUCUCUACCAACUCCGGGCGCUUCUUGGAAUCCGGCCUGUCUGUCAGUAACCUUCGCGAUCCUUCGCUCGGGGGACGAUGUCCACGGCACAGAGCUCUGAAGCGGCCUCCUUGGCCCAAGCUUGCUGGGUUGAAAAAUACAACGACACGCCAUUCGGAACUUUCCAAAUGCUUGAUUUUCUGAUUCGGAGGGCCGGGAUCACCUAUGAGCAGUAUGUGGGCAACCCAAGGCUCCUGCAGGAUCAGUGGGAGCGAAUCAUGGACCAUGAUCCGUCGGAUUUCGAAGACCUGUCGUCCUUGCCCGGUCGAUGCACCUCAUUUGCUGGCCAGGUGGUCAACUGCCUCAAAGAGAGACAUCCGGACGUGUACGAUUUUCGCUACAUUGACAUUGGCAAGCAUCGCGUGGCAUUGUGCCCAGGGACUAGUGUCUUGAUCGAUUCAAGUUUGAAAGGCGUUUCCGCAGGAUCACCAGGGAGUGGCCUCGUCAAGAAUGAUCAUCGGCUUUUUUCAUGGAAGGCGAAUUCAAGAGGCCUUGCGUCGGGAUUCCAAAGCUUCAAGGGGGAUGCCAAACAAGGCAUCUGGGUUACGGAGGGCCCUUUCGAGGAAGCAUCUCUAAGUGAAUGCAUGCGCAGGUGCCUGGGAGAAAUAAUUGAAAACGCCACCGAUCCUUUCUGCACAUUCCGGUAGGGUCAAAAUGCAAACCUCUUGUGCUGUCAGACGAGCCGGAAAGAUCUCACCUCAUGCAGAGAAUGUUCUGAAGAAGGCGGACAAAUGUUUGCAGCGGUUGAAUGGGAUCUUGACGAACAUAGAUUGUCGCUGGCGCUAGAUCCAGAGUUGUGCAGCAACAAGACGUACUUGGUGGAUUUCAUUUUUGACAAGGAUGGAGAUGACGAUACCGAGGGCGUAUGCAAAGAGAUUCUAAAAGAGUUUGUCGACACCGUGGAAUACACCGGCAAGUUCGGGAAAAGCCAGUGGAGUCACUGUGAGAGGCUUCACGAGUGUAUUUGGAAGGCUGCAAAGACGCUCUGGGGUCAUCCUCGUGCUCAAGUGCCGUCUGAGAAGAUGGGAAUCUCGAAAGAGAUAUGGACGGGAGCCAAGGAGAGGCACAUGCUGAUGUUGAGAUUAGCAGCGGACAUACAAGAGCUGGUGAAGGAGAUUGAUCCGAACCUUUCACAUAUUUUGGACGAGAGUUCCGCACUGAUCGAGGACUUGGAGGAAUCCAACGAGGUGCGACUCGCUUUGCAGGAAGAGUUGAACACCCGUACGGAAGAUCUGGCAAUGGGCAAAGCGGACGAGCUAGCGAUGGCAGAGGUGCAACAAGAACUGGAGUUGCAAACGGCAAGGAUGAAAGAAAACCUGAGCAAGGUGAGAGCGAAAUGGUAUGAGGCCUCAAAUAUGAAUGAUAGCAUCCUUUCGAAGGCUAGCGAAUUGCUGGAGACUUACGAUAUGAUAAUAACGCGAUUGGAAAAGACGGUGAGACGUCGUAAGGGACUGGGCCGGGAAAUCCAAACGAAACUGAGAAACAGACAGGAAAAAGCAAAGUAAGUAGUCGGGCCAGGUAUGAGGAGGUACGGGUACGGGCACGGGAGAAAGAACUUGAAUCGAGGGCGCGUCUGGAGACACAG